Messenger RNA from Elgaria multicarinata webbii, 3959 nucleotides. It is a transcript of the gene LRP3, whose product is annotated as LDL receptor related protein 3. The record is from RefSeq and is a predicted model, not a curated record. Bases 15 to 2519 code for a protein of 834 amino acids. The transcript has 7 exons. Gene Ontology annotation, cellular component: plasma membrane. Gene Ontology annotation, molecular function: protein binding. NCBI's taxonomy places the organism in Eukaryota, Metazoa, Chordata, Lepidosauria, Squamata, Anguidae.
CAAAGGGACCCGCCAUGGACACGGCGUCCGCAGAGCUCCGGCCACCGGGCACGCUUGGGCCGCUCGCUGCCAUCUGCCUGGUGAAUCUCUUCUUGUCUGGGAAAAUUGAAAGUGCUGUCCCUUCCUUAGCUGCUUGCAGUGGAAAACUGGAACAGCAUACUGAGCGACGCGGAGUCAUAUAUAGCCCAUCCUGGCCACUGAACUAUCCUCCAUCUGUCAAUUGCAGCUGGUACAUUCAAGGUGAUCGUGGAGAUGUGAUAACUAUUAGUUUUAAGAACUUUGAUUUGGAGGAUUCUCCCAAAUGUUCAGUGGAUUGGCUAAUGAUUGGCCCAUCUUCCAAGCGGGAGGAGUACAGAGUCUGUGGAUCCUUCAUCCCACCUUCUUUCAUCUCUGCCAGGGACCACAUCUGGAUAUUUUUCCAUUCAGAUUCGUCAAGUUCAGGGCAGGCUCAGGGAUUUCGUCUUUCUUACAUCCGAGGAAAAAUUGGCCAAACUAAUUGCCCGUCUGAUGAAUUCCAUUGCGUAAAUGGCAAAUGCAUUCCCAGCACUUGGAAGUGCAAUUCUAUGGACGAAUGUGGUGAUAAUUCAGACGAGAAGAACUGCACCAUCCCCCCAACUGAGCCCCAGUCCAGCAUCUGUCCUUCCGGAACGUUCCAGUGCAGCGUUGCCCAUUCUACCAAGUGCUUGUUAAAUGAGCUGAAAUGUAACACAGUUAAAGACUGCAGCGACGGCUCUGAUGAAGAGAACUGCCCCGACCUUUCAUGCGGCAAGAGGCUCGGUAACUUUUACGGGUCUUUCGCUUCUCCGGACUUGUUCCGCUCGGAUCACAGCCGGGCAGACCUCCGUUGCACAUGGUACGUGGACACUCAAGAUAACCGCCACGUUCUCCUGCAGCUCGACUUGCAGCUUGGGUACAACGACUACGUGAAGGUGUAUGACGGUUUGGGGGAGAGAGGCGAUAAACUCAUGCAGACUCUUUCGUAUCACAACAACAGGCGCUCGGUGAGCCUGGAGUCCUCCAAGGGGCAGCUGACAAUAGCAUAUCAUGCCCGGCCAAAGAGCACUGGCCAUGGCUUCAAUGCUACCUAUCAGGUGAAAGGCUACUGCCUUCCUUGGGAACAUCCGUGCGGCGACGAUGAGGAAUGCUAUGCCGAUAAGCAGCGUUGCGACGGGUGGUGGCACUGCCCCAACGGCAAGGACGAAGAGAGCUGCCCUGCCUGCCAGAAGAACGAGUACCCCUGCGAGGGCAACAGCGGGCUGUGCUAUUCGCUGCUCGAUCGGUGUAACAACCAAAAGAACUGCCCCGAUGGCUCAGAUGAGAAGAACUGCUUCACGUGCCAGCCGGGCAACUUCCACUGCGGCACCAACCUGUGCAUUUUUGAAACGUGGCGUUGCGACGGCCAAGAGGAUUGCCAGGAUGGGAGCGACGAGCACAGCUGCCUGGUGAUCGUGCCCAGGAAGGUCAUCACGGCGGCUCUCAUCGGGAGCCUGGUCUGUGGGUUGCUCUUAGUGAUAGCGUUGGGAUGUGCCUUUAAGCUGUACUCACUGAGGACCAGGGAAUACAGAGCAUUUGAAACCCAAAUGACCCGUCUUGAGGCAGAGUUUGUGAGGCGUGAAGCUCCACCUUCCUACGGGCAGCUGAUCGCACAAGGACUUAUCCCGCCGGUGGAAGACUUCCCUGUUUACAAUGCGUCACAAGCCUCCGUCCUGCAGAACAUCCGAACAGCAAUGAGGAGACAGAUGAGGCGCCACUCGUCCAGGCGAAGCUCUUCCCGACGGCGCUUGGGCAGGCUGUGGAACAGAUUCUUUCACAGGCCGCGAGUGAGAGCUCAGAUCCCGUUGUUAAACCCCACCCACACUUCCCAGACCGUGCUGGGGGAUGGAAUCAUCAAUCGCACAGAGAGGACAUCUGCCCAGAGUCCCCCAGCUUCUCCCGAAGGAACUCCUGUCGAAACAGAGACCUGCAGCCCGAGUAGGGGACUCCCAGAAUCUGAAACCAGCAAUUUGCCUUCAGGGACAGAAGCUACAGAAUCAUCCCCCUCAGAUACUCUGUCAAAUACUUGCACAGCUGCUCUGUCAGAGUCAGAGGACGGACACAGCGACAAGCCUUUGGGUGCUGAAGACACCUCCAGCAGGGAGGUUAGACAAACCGGCAAGGCUGAACCAGGAAGAACAUUUAGAGACCCUUUGUUGGAAAGGGUGACAGAAAUGCACCAGCGUGUUGGGCCAGGGUCCAGCAGGACUGUUGCAGAGAACAGACUCUCCAGCAGGAAUAAUUUGCUGAGUGAAGAGCCAUGUAGGCUACCCUUUAAAAAGUGGGGCUCCAUGUACUCUGGCAGCCCUAUGAAUGUUCCCAUUCAGGUGGACGGCCAGGGCUGCUGUUGCCCACAUUCAUAUCACGAAGAACCUUUGGGCGUUCACCCAGCUGGGUGCCAUUCCAUGGCAGUGCCAAUACUAGAAUCCCCUCCCCCUCUCCCAGAAAUCAGCCCCAGUGAUGAUGAGUCUUUACUGGUUUGCUAAUGGGAUUACGCUGGGCUCCUUCAGGCCUUGUAUACAUUUCCCAUGAUAUUGUGGUGCACACUGUCCGUAACCAACAUACCCACAUCUCUAUUAUGACAGCACAUUGGUCUCCAGUGGAGCAGAAUAUAGACCGCAACUUGAAAUAAGACAAUCUUGGCAAAUGCAGCUCAUGAGAGUGCGUUCGCACAACCGUAUUUUUCUUCUUAUAAACAAACAAAAAAAUCAUUUAGUUGUAUACUAUAUGUAAAACGCACAGGGCUCACAGUUUGGAAGCCUUUACCAUCUUAAGGUCUCCCCUUGAUAACGUUCCAUACAGAUCUCUGGCUAGUGGGCUGAUAACAUAAAAAUACCAACCGUUCUUCAAUAUCAUAGUUUUCUGUUUUUUUGUGGCAUAAGCUUUGGUAGGCUAGAACAUCUGACACACAAAACUGUGGCCAUGGGUACAGGGAAGGCAGGGUGAGGGCUAAGUUAUCAGGGAAAGUUCUCUGCUGUCAGGCUAGAGAAAACCAGCAGUGUUUAAAUCUUGCUUCUUUUGUCUGCAUCUGCCAUGAUUUUUCCAAUGAUUAUAAUUAUGUAUGCCAGGAGGCCUCUCUGGUGCCCCCACAUCACAGUCUGUGCAUGGUUACCAGGGAGAGGACUGACCCAGGGGGAUUCCCACAUAGGCACACAGAUGUAACUCCUCAUAGCUAUUACAUCUGUGGGAAGGAGCAGAAAAUCAGCAGGUUUGCAUCUGUUCGCCAUAGGGAGCUGAAAGGACACCCCCAAUGCAGUGUCCCCCACCUGUCCUGGAUCCGCGGAUGCGUGGGCACACAACCCCAAGUGAGGAUUUGCUGUUGCAGUUUGACACUUCCCUUAACCCCCUUGUUUCUUCUGUUUUGUGACAGUGCUUCCUCUCUGCUUCUGGAGAUCAAAAGUAAGCUUUCAGCUUCCCGUUCAUAGGCUAGAGGGGAUUCAGCUGGCAGGCAGAGCAGGCACCAGACGCAAGUAAUUAUUACUGUGACUGCUCAACUGGAGAUAUCCAAUUAUUGUCAAUUUAGAAUAUUUGUUUAAAUUAAAGCUAUGUUUACACCGCCCCAGGGUAAAUUAUUUAUCAGUAACCCAAGUCUGUGGAGCACCACUUCCUUUUAUUUGUCCCCCCCCCAAAAAAAAGGCACAUUCAUUUAUUUUGCUUGCUCCCUUCAUAAUGGUGGCCAUAGAGAUCAAGAAAUGCCAAUAACAGCCAAAGGUUCUGUAUAUUGUACCCAGGGGAAAUCCUUGCGUUUUCUGAUUGCUGUGCCAUUCUAAUAACAAAGAAGCCAAGUUCUGAUUAUAGUUAGAUUGCAUCAAAGCCUGUAACCAAUAGUGGUUUUGCAUUGGCUGUAUCCAUUUUACAAGAGUAUUUGUGGAGCUGCUGUUCAGGGUAGCAUCCUGGAUCCCACCCUGCUUCCCCCACGAGAGGUU